AUGUUGCUUGCCACUGUUAGGCCCUCUUUAAUUGACACAUUGCAGAUGACUCUCCCAAAAUCAGGUAAUACUGACCUAUUGUUAAUUAGGUACCGGUUUAAUUACUCCAUCCAUCUGCAAAGAGCAAAAGCCCUAAAUCAACUUUUGAAAAUCCAUCCUCAUCCUCUUCGGAAAAUCAAUUCCACCUCUGCACGCCUCCGUAAUGUGAUUCUUCUUGGUGCGACAUUUCCCCCGAAGCUGUUUGCUACACUUGGAUUCCCAUUAAACGCUGUCUCCCCUUCAUUGUGGUCGACUCACCCUCUUGACUUCCGCUUCACGCCGACUCCAUGCCGUUCUGUUCCUCAAGAUGUAGAAAUUGCAACCAGCAUUUGGAUCGCCUUACAUGAUCCCAAAAAGUCGGUGGCUGAAGUGGCUGAGGAUUUAUGGGAUUGUUAUGACUGUGAAUUUGGGACCGAUUAUUCUGGACUUUUUAGAGCUCUUUCUCAUGUGAAUUAUAAUGUUCGUGUGGCUGCUUCUGAUGCAUUAGUUGCUGUAUUAGAUGAGUACCCAGAUACUUUACAGGAAUCUCUUGCGACUUUAUUCUCUCUUUAUAUCCGUGAUAGUGGUGUUGCUGAUGUACUUAGAACCAAAGACCUGCCGGUUGUUAUGACUUUUUUGAUAUCUCGAGCCUUGGCUGAUACCAAUGUUGAUGUUCGAGGAAGGAUGAUUAAUGCUGGUAUCAUGAUCAUUGACAAAUAUGAAAAAGAUAACGUCUCACUUUUAUUUCCUAUAUUUGAAAAUUACUUGAACAAAAUGGCCUCGGAUGAAGAGAAAUAUGAUUUGGUACGUGAGGGCGUGGUGAUAUUUACCGGAGCAUUAGCAAAACAUUUGUCGAAGGAUGAUCCUAAGGUCCAUACUGUUGUAGAGAAGUUGUUGGAGGUGAUUAACACCCCAUCAGAAGCUGUACAGAGGGCAGUCUCAAGCUGCCUGUCUCCAUUAAUGAAAUCGAAGCAAGAAGAUGCAUUGUCACUUGUUACUAGGCUGUUAGAUCAGCUUAUGAAGAGUGAGAAAUACGGAGAACGUCGUGGUGCAGCUUUUGGACUUGCUGGAGUCAUCAAAGGAUUGGGAAUAUCUUGA
Molecule: messenger RNA, 1116 nt
Organism: Lactuca saligna
Lineage: Eukaryota; Viridiplantae; Streptophyta; Magnoliopsida; Asterales; Asteraceae
Source: the annotation of a GenBank genome assembly